GCAAAUCACCACCAAUUGUAGAGAGAGAGAGAGAGAUGGGUAAGUUGAUGCACAACACACAAAUCAAGCACUCAAGCCACCCUCAUCUCCUGCAGUUAUCAUCCAACCUCCAACUUCAAAACAAUAUCAGUUGUGCAGGCUGCAACCACCCCCUUACUUCAUCAGACCACCUCUACGCGUGUAGACCGUGCAACUUUUUCUUGCACGCGUCAUGCUCUAAGUUUCCAGAACUCAUCACCCACCCGUCCCACCGUCAACACACACUUUCCCUUCUUCCCACCUCUAUCUACCCCGGUGGUUUCUUUCGAUGUGAUGCCUGCACUCAGCAAGGGACUCGCUUCAGCUAUCAUUGCCAAAUCUGUGAUUUUGACUUGCAUGUGUUAUGUGCUACUAAGCCUCUCUCGGUCAACCACCCGUUCCAUCAACACCCGCUUGUCCUUACUUUUUCCUCUCCUUACGGCGAAAAGUUAGGCUUCUCCUGUGAUGUAUGCCGCAGUGUCGGGUCGCCUGACCAGUGGCUCUACCGCUGUGUUGCUUGUGAGUUUGAUGUUCAUUUACACUGUGCCACUGCCAAGGCUCUACAGCACAGUCACUCGUAUCCAGCUCCAGGUUCUGCCUCCCAUCAACCUCAGCCGCUUGCACAUAGCAUGAGCACAGGUCAUGCUCAAACUUACUGGCAAACACCUGUGGGCGUUCCAAGUUACCAGCGUCCCCCGCAGCAACAAGCACCUGCUGGUUUUCAAACUUACCAGGGUCCCCCACAGCCACAGCCACAGCAACAAGCACCUGUCGGUUACCCACAGCCACAGCAACAAGCACCUGUCGGUUACCCACGGCCACUGACACAGCAACAACCACCUGUUGGUUUUCAAACUGCACGACCACAGCAGCCAGCACCUGUCGGUGGUCAAAAUUACCAGAUGCAGCCGGCACCUGCUGCAGCCAACCAAAGUAUGGCAGAUGUGAUGGUGACAGGAUUUGUCGAUGGCAUGAUGCAGCAGAUUGGCCAGAAUUUUGUACAAAGUCUUACUGGAGGUGGGGGUGGUGGCGGUGAUGUGGUCAACGUUAACGUUGAAUGCAGUAAUACGAAUGACUAUGAAUGCGCUACUGUGAAUGACUAUGAAUGCAGUACUGUGAGUGAAGACUAUUAAGAAGUUGUGAAUGUAACAAAGUUUGGAUUUGUAUUCCCUGAGUGUAACCUACUUAUGCAAAUUUUCUAUUCUGCUUGUGACA
Helianthus annuus (common sunflower) is the source of this 1233-nucleotide messenger RNA. RefSeq lists its product as uncharacterized. The coding region runs from base 36 to 1151 and encodes 371 amino acids. The record is from RefSeq and is a predicted model, not a curated record. NCBI's taxonomy places the organism in Eukaryota, Viridiplantae, Streptophyta, Magnoliopsida, Asterales, Asteraceae. The transcript has a single exon.